UUUUUGACAAAAUGUAAACACAUUCGUUUGAUUUCACUCCAAUUUAGCUCGAGCAGAACUAAGAUUUCAAAAUUUGAACAGAUUAUUUUUUCAAAAUGUUCACAUUGUGGUCACUCAUCGAGGCUUCUUUGCUUUGCUUAAACGCGAUCUGCAUUUUACACGAAGAAAGAUUUCUAUCCAAAUUUGGAAUGGGAGCUUCCUCGGUUCAAGUUCACGGCUUCGGCGAAACCCCAACAACAAAGGCGCAAAUAUUAAAUUUGAUACGAGCAAUUCGGACUGUGGCCAAAAUUCCAUUGAUAUUUCUGAAUCUUAUAGCGAUAGUAUUCAAAUUGUUAUUAGGAUGAUAAACGGUGCUAACUUCUACAAUGGUUUGUGCUGUUAUGAAUGAUUCAUGUGUACUAUAUUAAAUGUAAUGCUUUAUAUUUAAUCACGAUGCAUUUUUAUUUUGAAAGCGUAAA
Toxorhynchites rutilus septentrionalis is the source of this 458-nucleotide messenger RNA. Its product is annotated as immediate early response 3-interacting protein 1. The transcript has 3 exons. Bases 96 to 344 code for a protein of 82 amino acids. Gene Ontology annotation, cellular component: endoplasmic reticulum membrane; Golgi membrane; COPII-coated ER to Golgi transport vesicle. The record is from RefSeq and is a predicted model, not a curated record. Gene Ontology annotation, biological process: endoplasmic reticulum to Golgi vesicle-mediated transport. NCBI's taxonomy places the organism in Eukaryota, Metazoa, Arthropoda, Insecta, Diptera, Culicidae.